CGAAUAUAUACCAUGUUGGUGGUGGUCUGGUCUGAAGGAUUUUACGCAGCUUCGGCCCAGCCCCUAAAUUCUGAUAGGGUUCUGAGGGGACUAACGCGUCGGCAGCAUGCUAGAGCCAGUUGGUGGAGCUGCGCGAAAUCAUCCCCUCCUGCAGAACCGCACUAGAGCGUCGCCUGUCACGCACAGGCACGGUCACCCAAAUCAGGUACAGAAAAUCGCUGGAUUGUGUCAGCGUACUUGUUGAUCUUCAGCCUUCGGGAAAGCGGGGAGGAAUGGACAGUAGAUACUACCGGCUCCACGUCUCUGGUGAAAUAUGCCAACCUCAGACGCGGGCUAACCACUAGAGUGGCACCAUUUAAGAGAGGAAGAGGGGUGUUGCAAGCGAAAGCACAGGCGGCUGUCUGUCUAUUUAAACCAAUUUGGAUGCCGUUUGUUCUUGAACAGGAUCUUACCAGAAAGAUGUGUGCAAGUGUGAAUGAAAACAAACCCAAAUGUAGGCGCUGCUAAAACUUGGUCGGAGUUGUGUCCCGUGGACCCAGAGAAGAAUAUCCCUAGCCUUAAUCAUUCUCAUUUAAGAACCGAACUGAAGUGAGGAUGAAUAAAGCUGGCUCCCGCUCGACCUCCUCACUGCCGCCGGAGCCGGUGGAAAUCAUCCGGAGCAAAGCAAAUGCUCGUCGGGUGAGACUGAAUGUAGGGGGACUCCUACACGAAGUGUUAUGGAGAACUCUAGACAGAUUACCCCGUACGCGAUUAGGAAAACUGCGAGACUGCAACACGCACGAUUCAAUAGUGGAAAUAUGCGACGACUACAGUCUGGAUGACAACGAGUACUUUUUCGACAGACACCCCGGGGCUUUCACGUCAAUUCUUAACUUCUACCGCACGGGGAAGUUACACAUGAUGGAGGAGAUGUGCGCUUUGUCUUUCAGCCAGGAACUAGACUUUUGGGGGAUUGACGAAAUCUACCUGGAGUCUUGUUGCCAAGCACGGUACCAUCAGAAAAAAGAACAGAUGAACGAGGAGCUCAAGCGAGAAGCGGAGACCCUGAGGGUCAGUGAUGGCGAUGAAUUUGACAACACAUGCUGCUCUGAAAAGCGGAGGAAACUUUGGGACCUCUUAGAGAAGCCAGGCUCAUCACUUGCAGCAAAGGUUCUUGCCAUCAUCUCUAUCCUCUUCAUAGUGCUGUCCACCAUCGCCUUGUCUCUGAACACUCUGCCAGAGCUCCAAGACCUGGACGAAUUUGGUCAGGCCACUGACAACCCCCAACUGGCUCAUGUAGAAGCUGUGUGCAUUGCCUGGUUCACCAUGGAGUACCUGCUCCGCUUUCUCUCCUCGCCCAGCAAGUGGAAGUUCUUCAAGGGCCCGCUGAAUGUCAUCGACCUGCUGGCCAUCCUGCCCUACUACGUCACCAUCUUCCUGACGGCGUCCAACAAGAGCGUGCUCCAGUUCCAGAACGUGCGGCGGGUGGUGCAGAUCUUCCGCAUCAUGCGCAUCCUGCGGAUCCUCAAGCUGGCGCGCCACUCCACGGGCCUGCAGUCGCUGGGCUUCACCCUGCGGCGGAGCUACAACGAGCUGGGCCUGCUCAUCCUCUUCCUCGCCAUGGGCAUCAUGAUCUUCUCCAGUCUGGUGUUCUUUGCAGAGAAGGAUGAAGAGGACACCAAGUUCAAAAGCAUCCCGGCGUCAUUCUGGUGGGCCACCAUCACAAUGACGACGGUCGGCUAUGGGGACAUCUACCCAAAGACUUUGUUAGGGAAGAUCGUAGGGGGUCUGUGUUGUAUUGCGGGAGUGUUAGUGAUUGCUCUACCCAUCCCCAUCAUUGUCAAUAACUUCUCUGAGUUCUACAAGGAACAGAAGCGACAGGAGAAGGCCGUCAAGCGUCGUGAGGCCCUAGAGAGGGCCAAGAGGAAUGGCAGCAUUGUGUCCAUGAACAUCAAGGAGAACUUUGCCCACAGUAUGGAACUCAUGGAUGUGGUGGUGGAAAAGACUGCUGCAGAAGCCACAGGAAAGAAAGAGAAAGUCCACGACAACCACAUGUCACCCACGCGAUGGAAGUGGGCACCUCAGACAGCCACCUCAGAGACCAGCUCCAACAAGUCUUUGGAUGGGAAGGAAAAAGACUCCCCUGAAAAAGCUUGUCAGGCUAGCCCCCAGCACCUUAAUGUGAAAAAGCUGGAGGAGAUGUACAACAAGAUGGCGAAGACCCAGUCCCAGCCCAACUUAAACAGCAAAGAGAGAGUGCCCUCAUCCAGAGCAGCCAAACUGAAGGAUGAGAUUGAGCUGGGAACUAUGCAGGCAGAGCGAGUUCCCACCUGUGCUGAGGGCGUUACCGACAUGAGGAGCGUGUCCAGCUUUGACAGCUUCAUAAGCUGUGCCACCGACUUCCUGGAGAGCUCUCGGUUCUCCCACAGCCCCGUCAACAACCUGCCCGGGAGGGUGAGCGCCAACCCUGGACUUGAGACCACUUUAGAGCACCACGGCGAAUCCACAUCAAGCCCUGCGACCACAGCCAAGCAGCACACCACCACCACCACCACCACUUUGGAAGGCAGCCGGCACGGUCGGUUCUCAGAGAGUCCUAGAGGAAUCCGUUUGCUCAAUCCACUGAAGUCACGCUCACUCAAGGUCAACUUCCACGGAGUGGACAGCGGCCCUUCCUCCGCCCCGACUCCAGGGGUCGGAGCUCUCUCCGACAGCUCGGCCAUGUCCGACCGCUCCCUCUUAAGCCCUGAGGUGUCGGUCUACACCACUGCCAGUAGCAAGACCCCUCCAAAAUCCCCUGAGUUCCUGACACCCAGCGUCUUCACAUUCCACGACGCAUCCAUCAGCAAGUUCAUCGAUGCCGACACUGAUGAAGACGAUCACCUGCACGACGGCCCAGACCCCAGCCCUUCUGAGCGUCUCCUUGGCAACACCAGCCCCAAGUUCAGCAGCAAUAGCAGCCACCAGCGUGCUGUCAAUCAUCUAGAGAUGUCCCAGAGGGUGCUCGGCCAGAACAGUGUGUUCCCCCUGGAGGGUCGGGCAGGAGGUGGACAGGAGAACCAUGUGACGCAGGGGGAGCGAGCCCACUCCAACACCUAGAGCCAAGUGAGCUAAAGCAGGUCAUGGCUGCUGCUACUGCCACUCAUCAAGAAGAAACUGGAACAAGAGUGUCCGACAUUUUUUUUUUUAAUCCGUGGGAAAAGAUAUAAGCUAAAUGCAAUGACGCGAAAUAAUUAACACAUUCGGAGAGGUUUGUGGUUUCAUGGUAAUUCUACAAAAUGUUGAGAAAUACAGACGUUUGAUCAGUUUGUCCUUUUUGCAGUACUCUGCAUUGAACACCACAAUAUUUGAGGACAACAUGAUUGUGUAGAAAAAAGGUAUUUUGGGUCAUAUGUUAUUGUAUGUAACACAUGGUAGAUUUAGACAUACUGAAUCAACUUUGUGUUAGGAGCAAUUUGCAGUUUACUUCCUAGUGUUUUCUUCCUCAGAACUGGCCUUAGUUAUAUGCACCUAAAACUACAUUGUGUGUCAGAGUGUGUGUGUGUGUGUGUGUGCCUGAGUGUGUGAGUGUGUGUGUGCGUAUGUAAUAUAAA
Clupea harengus (Atlantic herring) is the source of this 3572-nucleotide messenger RNA. RefSeq names its product potassium voltage-gated channel subfamily B member 1-like. The record is from RefSeq and is a predicted model, not a curated record. Gene Ontology annotation, biological process: potassium ion transmembrane transport; action potential; protein homooligomerization. Gene Ontology annotation, molecular function: delayed rectifier potassium channel activity; protein binding. Lineage: Eukaryota; Metazoa; Chordata; Actinopteri; Clupeiformes; Clupeidae. Gene Ontology annotation, cellular component: voltage-gated potassium channel complex; membrane.